This is a messenger RNA of Centropristis striata (black sea bass), 4287 nucleotides long. RefSeq names its product monocarboxylate transporter 2-like. Bases 25 to 1536 code for a protein of 503 amino acids. The transcript has 5 exons. Gene Ontology annotation, biological process: monocarboxylic acid transport; transmembrane transport. Gene Ontology annotation, molecular function: monocarboxylic acid transmembrane transporter activity. Lineage: Eukaryota; Metazoa; Chordata; Actinopteri; Perciformes; Serranidae. The record is from RefSeq and is a predicted model, not a curated record. Gene Ontology annotation, cellular component: membrane.
CAUUGGAAAAUAAUUGCGAGGAUCAUGGCCCCUGCUCCAGCAGAAGAGUUGGGCUACAAACCCUUGGAUGGCGGUUGGGGCUGGAUGGUGGUGGUUGGGGCCCACAUUUCCAUUGGAUUUGCAUACUCCACGCCUAAAGUCCUCUCCAUUUUCUUCAAAGAGAUCCAGGCAGAUUUGGGAGCUAGCUACAGUGAAAUAGCAUGGAUCUCCUCUAUCAUGCUAGCUGUCAUGUAUGCAGGCGGACCAGUGAGCAGCGUGUUGGUCAAUCGCUUUGGAAGCCGGCCAAUAGUCAUACUGGGUGGACUGAUGUGUGGGGUCUCUAUGAUCACUGCUUCUUUUGGGAGCUCCAUUGUUUACCUCUACCUUUGCAUUGGCAUCAUUGGAGGUUGCGGACUCUCCUUAAAUCUCAAUGCAUCUCUCACCAUGAUCAGCAAGUAUUUCCUAGCCAAGCGUCCUUUAGCUAACGGAUUAGCAAUGGCCGGGAGUCCAGUGUUUCUGUGUGUCAUGGCCCCUGUCAACCAGUAUCUACUGCACAAGUUUGGCUGGAGAGGAAGUCUCCUCAUCCUCGGGGGUCUGAUGUUCAACUGCUGCGUUGCGGGGGCCCUCAUGAGGCCUGUCGCUGCAUCCUGUAAGCCAUCUUGUUCACCACAGAAGAAGAUGGAGGAAGAGGCAAACACUACGCUAAAAGACAGUUGUAUGAACAGUGCUAAGAAGUUCUUGGAUUUGAGCUUUUUCAAGGACAGAGGCUUCGUCAUCUACCUCAUUGGGAACAUGCUGUUUAUCUUCGGCGCCUAUGGGCCCAUUGUGUUCCUGCCAGCCUAUGCCAUUAGCCUGGGCGUAGAGGAGUACUCCGCCGCCUAUCUGCUCUCCAUUAUGGGCUUUGUGGACAUGUUUGUUCGGCCUGGCACCGGCCUGAUAGCCAACAGCAAAUGGAUCAGGCCCAGAAUCCAGUACUUCUUCAGCUUUGCCGUUGUUUUCAACGGCACGUGCCACUUACUGAGCACUCUGAUCGAGACCUACCCCUUCCUAGUGGCCUAUGCUGUGUUUUUUGGCAUUAGUUUCGGCAUGGUUUUCGCCCUGAUUUUCGAAUGUCUCAUGGACCUGAUGGGAAAUCAGCGAUUCCCCAGUGCUGUUGGACUGGUCACCAUCAUCGAGUGCUUCCCCAUGCUACUGGGACCACCUGCUGCAGGGUUACUGGUGGACGUCUUUGGCGACUACAAAUGCCUUUUCUUCAUGUGUGGCUCAGUGAUCCUGACCGGUGGGCUCUUUCUCUUCUUCAUGAACAUCUACAACUACUACAUGCUGGAGAAGGAGAAGCCAGCAAAGGACAGAGAGCAGAACCAAACAAACGUAGAGAACCAGGACCAGGUCUCAGAGGCAGAGAUGAAACAGAUCCCUGAGGCAGCGAUGGAACAAACUGAGCCUGAGGCCAAAGUAAAGAACGGAGCACAGAGUGAUCUCAAUGGUCAAAGCAUUACAGAAGAAGAGGCUGUCAUUGAAAGAGCCAAUCCUCAAACUACAGAAAACAAUGUAUAAAAAAAAUUGAAUUAUGGCUUUGCUCUGAUUUUUAAAAAAAAAUAUGUCAAGACACGUGCCUCAUUUAUACCAUGACUUAUUCACAAAGUCUGUUUCCAUUUCACUUUUAUUUUUUUUUAUUGAUACACCAACUUUUUCUGAUCUAAAUUGAGUGUAAAAACCUUUAUUCAUAUUUUUCAACACAAUUUGCAAGAAAUCGUAAAUUGAAAUAAAUUUUUUUUUGCACUAAUCGAAACUGCACAUGAAACUGGAAACACACUCAUUCAUUCAUUCCAUCCAUCAAUCAACAGUCAUAUUUGAUUAGCCAGUGAAAAGGAUUAAGUAGCAUCUUGCAGUAAAUAAAGCUGGAGUGGCCUUCAGGUAAAUGUGAACGGUCCUCUCCAAUGUGUAGAUAUGAAAGGCUCAUAUACUAUGGUAACAAAAACCCAACGAUUCUUAGUUUCAGGUCAUGACACCAUAAUGAAAACAUAAUUAGGAAUAUUUCAUUUCUGCCUAUUGAUCCCCUUAAAUCCUACACACUUCUCAUUAAAACUAGAUCAACCUUUUUCAGGGCGAGCUUAAGUCCCUGUUAGCCCUCCCUCCCGUUGCCAUUGACGUUAACUAAUUAGCUUUAGUUUUGUUAGUAUUUCCUAACAUAUUUUUGAACUUUUUGCCCUGAGGAUGGUGUUCAAUUCCUCCUGAUGUCUGUACCAAGUUUUAAUGGCAAUCUAAAAGUUGUAGAGAGACUUCACUCAAAGCCACAAGUAUCAGCUACAAGGUGGUGUCAGAGAAUCUUCAGUCAUUAGGAUUGCUCAUCUGUGAAUGACUUUUUAUUAAAUUUUACACCAAUUAUUUAAAUAGAUGUUAAGAUAUUUCAGUGAAAUGCAUACAGCCUAAAUAUAUUGGAGUGAGUGUUUGCAGAAACGGUUAACUUUGUUCAAGAUGUGAGAACACUUUCUUUUGUGAUUCCUACUGUAGCUUUUCAUUGCACAGUAAUAUACUCUGUCUAUCAAAUUUUUAAUUGUUCUUGCAGUAAUGUGCAUAACCUCAGGAGACAUGAGAUAUUUUGCACUUGCAGUGUUUACAUGAUAAAACUGGCAAUUGGUUUCGCACAUGAAAUACUAUAGCUGCCAGGAAAACACUUAAGUAUUUAAAGUCGUUAAUGCACAACCUGUAAGAAAACCUGUUACUGAUUGUCAUAUUGACUUAUGAUCAUUCUCUAAAGCAAAUAAUGCUGUCUUUUAAAUUGUAAACCGUAUUUAUUGAAUUUGAACGGUAAUGCUGAAAGACGUUAUAAACUGUGAUGUGUGUUCCACAGUAAUAAUUGUGUGUUGACAUUUAGCAUUGGCAUUUGCUAUUUGGGUGAGAAUGAAUUUGCAUGCACUGUAAUUGAAUCAAUGCUGUGUGUUUUUGUGCAUAUGAGUAAAUGUGUUUGUUGGAGAGAGUGAAAAAAAAGUGUAUUGAAAUGAAUCCUAAAUCUGUAAAGUAUAGGGUUAUAUUUGGCAGACAGUGGGCCCCUGGGCAUAGAUGUGCAAAACGCAAAGCCAUCUUCCCAACAAGACCCAGACUUUAUAGUUGUUUAGCCUCUAUUGUUGUUUUGUGUCUCUUUGAAGCUGGUAUGCAUCUAAUUUGUUGUCUGUUAUUAGUCAUUUUGUGUGUCUUUGUAGUUAUUUUGUGUCGCUUUGUAGUUGAUUUGGUCUUUUUUAUUCUUCUGUCUGUGGUUGUUUUGCCUUUUUUCUAGUUUUGUUUUGUACCUCUGUGUUCAUGUUUUGUCACUUUGUUAGUGACAUUUGUGUUAGUGACAUGGUCUUUUCAUUCUUUUUUCUGUGGUUGUUUUUUGUAAUUGUUUUGUUUGUCAUUAUAGUUUGUUUUGUAUCUCCGUGUUGUGUCUUUUGCGCCUCUUUGUGGUCAUCUUGUUUUUCUUUGUGUUUUUCUUGCCCCCUUCAUAGUGCCGUCCCGCAAAUGUCCCGAUAUAUUGCCGGAAAGGUCUGUGGCAGCUUUUCACCUUAGGGCGUUCAUAGUAAUCCCGCGAAGGUGUGAUAUUCAUGCCUUUUCAAAGUGCAGCCCGGCGUAGCGGAACAAGGUGGAGUGUGACAGAGCAGCAGCAGUGCUGCACAGUAGCACAGUGCUAAUAGGCUACACAGUUAGCUCUGUAGCAGUACAUUAUGUGCAUAUGUGUUGCAGCAGUAUGUGUUCACUUAGCGACCUCCGUUUGUUUACAGCAACCACCGGACACUCUGCACAGUUAGCAUGCUGGUUUGUUUACAAUAAGUUGUGGAUGCUGUGCACAGUGAGCGACGGCGGCUGCAGUAGUUGUGCUGCUGAACAGUGAUUCGAUGACUGUCGGACCAAGUGGGAGGUGUGUGUUAGACGUCACGCGAUACGUCAAACAUUCCGCCUUGCUGGGAUGGCCCGUUCAUACUGGUCCCGCUUCAUACAGUCCCACCAAUUUUCCGCCUCCCCGUCCCGGCAUGAAACAGCACUAUGAAAGGGGCCAUUGUAGGUGUUUUGAUGUGUCUCUCUGUAGUCAUUCUGUUUCUUUGUGGUCAUUUUGAGUCUCUUCCUGCUUGAGUAGUGGUGAAGGCCAGUGGGGCCCCUGAAACUUUGGGCAACUGGGCCUGUUUACAUUAGGCUCAUUCAAUAAUCCUUCCAGGUGAUGGCAGCUUUUUGGAUUCUGUGUUCCAAAGAAUUUAAUGAAAGCUUUAGUUUACUAGUACUCCAUGUUAUACACACAUGUGGUAUACCAUAGAUAUUCUGGAUAACACUAUAUUG